AUGGCUGUAUGUGGUCUGAGGACACUGUUGUUGAUCGUUUGCAUCCUGGAAUUGAUUGUUACUAUACAAAGACAAGUUUUCGACUUUUUGGGGUAUAUGUGGUUGCCAAUAAUAGCAAAUUUUGUCAAUAUUUUACUGAUUAUAUUCGGUUCCUUCGGAGCUGUACAAUACAUAACCAAUUACCUCUUGGCAUAUGCAAUCUGGAGUUUUAUGUGGUUGACAUGGAAUAUCUUUUUAAUAUGUUAUUAUUUGAAUUUGGGAUCUUUGAACAGAGAAAGCGGAUUGCUGUCUUUGGGUACUGACAGCGUAAGCUGGUGGGAGUGGAAUGGUUGGGGAUGUCAACCUGUAUGGGGGGAAGCAGCUAAACCUGGGACAUGGAGACCAAGUCGUGUUGAUGGUUGCUUUAUGGAGUGGCAUCAUGUGGAAUUAGCACAAUCAGGAUUAGCUGCCCUACUUACUACCUUGGCAUUGCCAUUAGCUAUAUUGCUGGCUUACAAGUCCUUUUAUAAACGAAAAAUAGCAUCAGAUAAAGGAACUUUAUCACGUCGCCCUGUUUAUACAAUUGAAUUAAGCCCCACCCAAACAACAGUAAGUGAAAGUUCUCUUAAACCAAUGACCCCUCGUCGCGUUAAACGUCGUUCUGGUUCUCGUGGUACUGGGUCAUCAGUAAGAAGAUCACAUAGACGGUCAUACAGAAAUAACGGUUACUUGGCGUCUAACGCAUCACUUCCAAGAGAGUCGAGACCAUCUCGACCCACUUCAGCACAUUCCUCUUACUCCAAUUUCCAUGGAGCCCGCCCUUCAUCAUACCACGCUCUCGAGAGAGACGGCGGAUCGCGUUCCCAAGACGCAUACGACCCUCCACCUCCUACUGAGUCAGUGCCCAUAAUUACGAAUAGAUACGACACUAUACGCCGUUUAAACAAGAAUACCGGUUACGAUGUCGCCGGUCCAUACAAUGAGCCCGAUCGAAACCACGAUACUGAGAAGAAUUACGAGUCCAAUCGCAACUAUGAGCCGAAUAGGAAUUACGAGUCUAAUAAGAACUAUGAGACCAAUAAGAAUUACGAGCCGAACAGGAAUUACGAGUCGUCAAGAAAUUAUGAACAGAACAUUCCGUCAUAUGAUAACGUGGGACGCGGGUACGACGCGAUGUCAAACUAUGAUAGUAAAGUAGAGACGGUGUCACCGUGUGAAUCUCCCUAUGGUGGUGGAGUGUACGGUGCGAUGGGGGGGUAUCACGGCGCGGAGGGGGGGUGGGAGGCGCCGCCGCCGCCCGCUCCCCCGUAUAGUGCUCGUGCGACCCCACAAGCACCGGGCCCUCCUGCUUAUCAAGCCACAAGCGACCCCUACAUGACCUAA
Molecule: messenger RNA, 1362 nt
Organism: Chilo suppressalis (striped riceborer)
Lineage: Eukaryota; Metazoa; Arthropoda; Insecta; Lepidoptera; Crambidae
Source: the annotation of a GenBank genome assembly